Penicillium cataractarum is the source of this 1740-nucleotide messenger RNA. Its product is annotated as MFS transporter. The record is from RefSeq and is a predicted model, not a curated record. The transcript has 4 exons. Lineage: Eukaryota; Fungi; Ascomycota; Eurotiomycetes; Eurotiales; Aspergillaceae. Bases 1 to 1740 code for a protein of 579 amino acids. Gene Ontology annotation, biological process: transmembrane transport. Gene Ontology annotation, molecular function: transmembrane transporter activity.
AUGUCGUCUCAAACAUCCUCUUCCACAGAGGCCCCUUCACCCUCCGGCGAGAACGAGAAAUGGCCGCGCAACACGGAGCGCACAUCACGCGACUCCGACUCCAUCCUUUCUGUCUCUUCGGCAGAUACUGAGGCCGACCAUGAUGCAUUGGGCAAGACGUUGACGGCGCGCACAUCGCGGGUCUCAGAUCACAUGUCCCUCGCAGAGCGAGUGACGACUAUUCCGACGAAUAUGACGGCCGAUCCGAACUUUGAGGUUGAUUGGGAUGGUGAAGAUGAUCCUGAGAAUCCGAAGAACUGGUCUUUGCGGUAUAAGGCUAUGGGAUUGUUGUUUUUGUCUUGGAAUACGCUUAUAGUCGUCCUUUAUUCAACAUCCUAUACCUCAGGCGUCGAGCUUAUCGGCGAGGAAUUCAACGAAUCCAGCACUAUCGUCACCCUCGGGUUAACAUUCUAUCUAAUCGGUCUCGCCAUCGGCUCCAUGUUCAUGGCUCCGUUGAGUGAAGUAUACGGCCGAAAGCCCGUCUGCGUAAUCUGUCUCGCCGUAUUCACAGUCCUGAUUAUCCCAUGCGCCCUGGCCAAGUCGGUAACGGCCUUGAUCGUUGUCCGCUUUUUCGGCGCCUUCUUUGGAAGUGUGAUGAUUUCGACUGCGCCGGGUAUGGUGGCUGAUUUGGUGGAUGAUGACCAUCGGGCGCUGGCUAUUUCGAUUUGGAGUAUUGGGCCGUUGAACGGACCAGUGCUUGGCCCUGUUAUCGGUGGUUUUGUUACGCAGUAUCUGGGCUGGCGCUGGAUGUGCUGGAUUGCACUCAUCCUCUCAGCUGUGGCCUUGGUUCUCGCUAUGAUUUUGAAGGAAACCUACGCGCCUACGCUGCUACAGAGGAAAGCAGCCCGACUCCGCAAAGAGACUGAUGACUCGCGCUGGUGGUCUCGCUACGACCAAAAGGCCAGUCUGUCCGAAGUCCUGGCCUUGAACCUCAGCCGGCCGUUCGUGAUGGCUGUGACCGAGCCUAUCUGCAUCUUCUGGAACAUCUACAUCGCCAUCGUCUACGGCAUCCUCUACCUCUGUUUCACCGCAUACCCGAUCGUCUUCCAAGACAUCCGCGGCUGGGACCUAGGUUUCUCAGGCCUCGCCUUCCUCGGCAUCGGCGUUGGUGUGCUCAUCACCAUCGCCUGUGAACCUCUCGUCCGCCGCCUAAUCAACAGCCACGCAAAGGACCCAGAAACCGGCCGCGUCCACCCCGAAGCAAUGGUCUCAUUCGUCUGCAUCUGCUCCGUACUCAUCCCCAUCGGCGAGCUCUGGUUCGCCUGGACCUGCUCCCCAGCCUCGAUCCACUGGAUCGUCCCCUUGCUCGCCGGCAUUCCCUUCGGCGCUGGCAACACGGGUGUCUUCAUUUACGCUUCCAACUACCUGACCUACAGCUACGGCAUGUACGCGGCGUCCGCGCUGGCAGGUAACUCUGUCAUCCGGAGUGUACUGGGCGGAGUCCUGCCGCUGGUGGGAUCGUACAUGUACGCUGACCUUGGGGCGAAUUGGUCCGGCACGUUGCUGGGCUUGUUAGAGGUUGCUAUCGUGCCUAUUCCGUUCGUGUUUUAUAAGUAUGGACAUAAGAUCCGCAUGAAGAGUACUUUGAUUGUGCGCAUGCAGGAGGAUAAGAAGAAGUUGGAGGGGAAGCGGGCAAGGAAGACGCCGAGGGCGCAGCAGGGGUCUGUGGAGGAUGUUGAGAAGCAGAGUGAUAAUGUCUAA